GUGUACGGACGGAAAGGAGCCUCUGUCGUUGUUCUAUUCAACGUUGGGCACGAUACAGAAAGUCCUGACAAGACACUACAAAAAACUGGCGACGAGGAUGGGAUGUUAAUCCACCGUUGGAGAAGCCCAUGUCCGAAGCAACGGGACAACAAAGCCAAGAAGCAGGCUCGACAGACGCCGCGCAGCCGCGUCAAGUAAGCCAUAUGACGAGCUCCCUACCAGCCCUUCCACCGUUCGACCCGCACUCAGAAGUGUCCUCGCUCGCUCAGCGUUGGACCAAGUGGUUAGCUCGGUUCGAGAACUUCAUUUUGGCGGCCGAUGCCAAAGAUGCAGAGCGCAAACGUGCAAUGCUGCUCCACUAUGCCGGCGAAGCAGUGUACGACAUAUUCCUAUCGCUCUACACGGGAACGGAUUACAAGACAGCCGUCAAAUGCCUGACAGAGCACUUGGCCCCUAAGAAGAAUACAGUUCUCGAGCGACAUGUGUUUCGACAGGCCAGACAAGAGCCUGGAGAGACGUUGGACCAGUUUCAAGUCCCACUCAGAAGAUUGAGUGCAACGUGUGAGUUCACCGCUAUUGAGGGCGAGAUAGUCUCGCAGAUCAUAGAAGGCACAUCGUCGCAGAAACUGCGCAGGGCUGCACUUCGCGAGACGGACAUCACGCUGGAGAAACUUCUUAGCACGGGACGCAGCAUCGAGAUCUCCGAAAUGCAAGCUAGCAGCAUAGAGAGCCCAACGUCAGCCCAACCUGUGCAGAAGAUCACACCAAAGAAGCAGCCGCAUGAGGGUCCGCCUCCGAAGAAAAAUCACCAACGAAAUCGUCCGAAACAAAACCACACUGAAGACACCCAAGCAGAGAAGUGCUCAGCAUGUGGAAGGACCUGGCCCCACAAAGGUGGCAAGACAAACUGCCCAGCCUGGGGACAGACCUGUCAUAAGUGUCAGAAGAAAAACCCCUUCGCUAAAUGGUGCAGAAGCCCUAGAGAGACAAAGGAAACAGUGCGAUCCCUGGCUGCAUCGACCUCCACAGCAGACCCUCUGCAAGCCCCGGGCUCAGAUGAGUCACUGUUUCAUGUGCGAACCAACACGAGCAAGCUUCCAGUUGUCACCGUCAAGGUUAACGAUACGUCAAUUGACUUUUACCUGGACACUGGAGCUGGGGUCAACGUUGUAGGAGAGCAAACCUGGCGUAAACAGCUCCGAACAUCGUUAGACGCUACAGCAACGCGUCUCGUACCAUACGGUGUUACCUAAGAG
Messenger RNA from Ornithodoros turicata, 1256 nucleotides. RefSeq lists its product as uncharacterized. NCBI's taxonomy places the organism in Eukaryota, Metazoa, Arthropoda, Arachnida, Ixodida, Argasidae. The record is from RefSeq and is a predicted model, not a curated record. Bases 129 to 1253 code for a protein of 374 amino acids. The transcript has a single exon.